Molecule: messenger RNA, 1026 nt
Organism: Brenthis ino (lesser marbled fritillary)
Lineage: Eukaryota; Metazoa; Arthropoda; Insecta; Lepidoptera; Nymphalidae
Source: the annotation of a GenBank genome assembly
AUGUACUGUUAUGUGUUUGUGAUAGUGAUACUUUGUGGAUUAUCCCGCCAACAAAAUGAUAUUCAAGUUCAAGGGCCGAACAACCGGAGUAGUCAAAAUGACCAACAUCAAGACCAGAAUAAUAGUCAAAAUGCCCAACUACAAAUAGUGCAUAAUGGAACAGAAAAUUCGACGAAAGCUAUUUUUGGGGAAGAUAUGAAAGCUACAUACAUGUAUGUCGGAAUUGGCGUCGCCGGUUUGCUGAUCUUGUUAGCGAUACAGACUUUCUUUUUUUGGCACUACAAAGUGAAAUUACGCCGUGUCAAUGAGAUUGCGAAUAACUUGUUGAAUGUAGCAAAUAAUGGAGCAAACGAUACAGCGCGAUACAGCAAGCAUCCUAUUAAAGAGAAGACAAAGAAAAUAAAUCAUAGAAUUGAUGACGAUACAAACGAGUAUGAAUGUCUGGCAGACAUACAGAGACCACCAACUCCUCCAUCACUUGAUUCGUUACCAAGAAAACCCUUGUCGGUGACUCCUUCGCCAACUUUAACGAGCCAAAAGAAAGAAGCCAGAGACCAAAACUCAAUAAAAAAUCGAGGACGUAUUCCGCUUCCACACGAACUACCGGAACUUGGUAAAAAUAUGAAUUCGUUACCUACAAGGAAGAAACCAAAGAUACCGCUACCUUAUGAAUCUAUGCCAAUGGUAACGACACUGCCAUCGAAAUUAAAAUCUACGAAACCAACCGUUCCGGUGUUGAUAGCCACCACCGCAUUCAAUGAUCCACCUAACAAUGAAUUGAUGGCAAAAUUAAAGAAGAGAGCUGAGAAGAAUGCACUAUUGGAGGAAAGUAAUCGUUCUCCGAUACAAACGAAUACUUCAGGAUCACAACGACCUUUAAAAUUCAAGCCAAAACCUACUCCACCGCCGCCGCCUGUAAGACAAACUCAUUACGAAGAUCCACAGAAUUACGAUCCAAGAGAUUCGACUUCUUCAGACAGCGAGUGGACGAUGGAACCUCUCCGACCGUACAAUAUUUAUAAUAUU